AUGGAACAGCAACAGAACAGGGGUGACAACGACCAGGAGGGCGACGACAACGAGGCGGAGGAGGACAAGGACAAGGAGGAGGAGGAGGAGGAGGAGGAGGAGGAGGAGGAGGAGGAGGAGGAGGAGGAGGAGGAGGAGGAGGAGGAGGAGGAGGAGGAGGAGGAAGACGACGAGGACCAGGACGAAGAGCAGGAGCAGGAGCAGGGGCAGGAGGAGGAGGAGGAGGAGGAGGAGGAGGAGGAGGAGGAGGAGGAGGAGGAGGAGGAGGAGGAGGAGGAGGAGGAGGAGGACAAGGAGCAGGAGGAGGAGGAGGAGGAGGAGGAGGAGGAGAAGGAGGAGGAGGAGGAGGAGGAGGAGGAGGAGGAGGAGGAGGAGGACAAGGAGGAGGACGAGGAGGAGGAGGAGGGCGACGAGAAAGAAGACGACAACGAUGAGGUGGAGGAAGACGAGGAGGAGGAGGAGAACGAGGAGGAGGAGGAAGACGAGGAAGAGGAGGAGGAGGAGGAGGAGGAGGAGGAGGAGGAGGAGGAGGAGGAGGAGGAGGAGGAGGAGGAGGAGAACGAGGAGGACGAGGAGGAGGAGGAGAAGGAGGACAGUGAUAAGAAGCAACCGGACCAGCACAAGCAGCGAAUGGUAGUAGUGAGCAUCUGCCUCGCCAUCGAGCAGCAACAGAACAGGUGUGACAAGGAUGGUGAAGGUGACAACGACGAGGAGGAAGAGGGCAGGGAGGAGGAAGACGACGACGAGGAGGACCAGGACGAGGAGCUGGAGCAGGAGCAGGAGCAGGAGCAGGAGCAGGAGCAGGAGGAGAAGGAGGAAGAGGAGGAGGAAGAGGAGGAGGAGGAGGAGGAGGAGGAGGAGGAGGAGGAGGAGGAGGAGGAGGAGGAGGAGGAGGAGGAAAAGGAGGAGGAGGAGGAGGAGGAAGAGGAGGAGGAGGACGAGGAUGAGGAGGAAGACGAGGAGGAGGAGGAGGAGGAGUAG
Molecule: messenger RNA, 981 nt
Organism: Closterium sp. NIES-65
Lineage: Eukaryota; Viridiplantae; Streptophyta; Zygnematophyceae; Desmidiales; Closteriaceae
Source: the annotation of a GenBank genome assembly